AUGUUAUCUCGAUUGUGUUUAUUAUUUCUUUUUGCCUCUGCAACGACGACGACGACGAUAUCGAAUUCUGUUGCAGGCAACAAGAUUGAAAUAGAAUCUGCUGACAAAACUGUUUCGCCACACCACCAACGGUUCAUACGAUCAUUAAUCGGAGGAGUAUCAUCAGGUGGCGGCGUCGGCGGUGGAGGAUUUGGAUUCAGUGCAAUUGGAGGAGGAAUAGGAGCUCCAUAUGUAAACAAUGUUCCAGUAAUAUCAUCUGUGCCGGUAGUGCAAACAUUUCAAACCGUUCAGAAUGUUCCAGUAGUGUCUAAUAUACAAACUGUUGGAUAUGCAAAUAAUUAUGGUUAUGGUGGAGGAAAUUACGGUGGCGUUGGUGGAGGCUUCGGAGGAGGAGGACUAGGUGGUGGAAUAGUUGGUGCAGGAGUUGGAUUUGGUGGAUUCAAACAAAGGGGACACUAUAGGGAAAGCUAUCGAUAUAAAUCCAGAGGUGGAUUUGGUGGAGCUGGAUUAUUUGGAGGAGCUGGCUUUAUUGGAUAA
Molecule: messenger RNA, 537 nt
Organism: Eupeodes corollae
Lineage: Eukaryota; Metazoa; Arthropoda; Insecta; Diptera; Syrphidae
Product: keratin, type II cytoskeletal 3-like
Exons: 1
Coding region: 1-537 (178 amino acids)
Source: RefSeq, a predicted model, not a curated record